CAUUCUUCAAAUCACCUUUCCUCUCAAACAUUCUUAAUUUCUCUUCAGUUAUAGAAUCAAGCCUUUACCUGUAGCUUCUUAAGCUCAAAUCAAUCAACAAUGGCUACUGACACAGCCAAGAUCUCUCAGCUCAAAUCAGCUGUUGCUAAUCUCAGUCAAAUCAGCGAGAGUGAGAAAACUGGAUUCGUCAACCUCGUUUCUCGCUAUCUCAGUGGGGAAGCGCAGCAAGUUGAGUGGAGUAAGAUUCAGACACCUACUGAUGAAGUAGUGGUUCCUUAUGAUACCUUGGCGCCAACUCCGGAGGAUCCGGAUGAAACAAAGAAGCUUUUGGACAAGCUUGUUGUUUUGAAGCUUAAUGGAGGUUUGGGGACUACAAUGGGAUGCACUGGUCCCAAGUCUGUCAUUGAAGUUCGUAAUGGAUUGACAUUUCUUGACCUUAUUGUCAUCCAGAUUGAGAAUCUUAAUAAGAAAUAUGGGUGCAGUGUUCCCUUGCUUCUAAUGAACUCAUUCAACACUCAUGAUGAUACACAGAAGAUUAUUGAGAAGUACUCGAACUCAAAUAUUGAGAUUCACACUUUUAAUCAGAGCCAGUACCCUCGUCUGGUUGUUGAUGAUUUUGUUCCAUUGCCUUCCAAGGGACAUACUGACAAGGACGGAUGGUAUGGAAUGAAAGGCUGUUUUAAUUUGAUAGAAGAAAAAAAAAAAUCGGUAAACUUGCGUUGA
Messenger RNA from Populus euphratica (Euphrates poplar), 723 nucleotides. Its product is annotated as UTP--glucose-1-phosphate uridylyltransferase-like. The transcript has 9 exons. The record is from RefSeq and is a predicted model, not a curated record. NCBI's taxonomy places the organism in Eukaryota, Viridiplantae, Streptophyta, Magnoliopsida, Malpighiales, Salicaceae. Gene Ontology annotation, molecular function: UTP:glucose-1-phosphate uridylyltransferase activity. Bases 100 to 723 code for a protein of 207 amino acids. Gene Ontology annotation, biological process: UDP-alpha-D-glucose metabolic process.